AUGACUUGGCUUGUAAGGGACUGGGGUUCAUGUUUCAAAGCUUGCAUGUUGCCUAUAGAUGAUCAUGAACUGGCUUCAUCCCAUCGUGUGCCAGAGAGAAACAUAUCAUUUACCAGGGAAAAAAAGAAGAGAUUUAAGAGUAUCUAUAACAACAAAAUGCCAAAGCCAAGCAAAAAAUGCAACAACAAGAGACAGCUAAACAAUCCAAUGACAAAGAAUAAAGAUGGGGUUCCUGUUGGAAACAGACAUGAUGAUCCAAGUUUGUCUCUCUCAACAGAUGAAGAUUACAUAGUGUUCUGCGUUGGAGAGAAUGAUGCAUUUGAUGUAGUGAAAGAUGACAAACAUGUCAUGUCUGAGGCUCGGAUCAGAGAUCCCAAUGCUAUGCAUAAAAAUUCAAGUCCUGUGAAUCGUAAGCUGAAAUAUUGUGAGGAUGUAGAACAAGUUAGUGACUUGAACAUAAAUGAGAAAAGACCAAAUGCAAAUCAGCAGGAUACUGAUCAAGACGAUCAAUAUUAUAUAAUCCAUUUAGAAGAGGACAAGAAAGAAGAAAUGGUAUACAAUGGUUCACAGCAACAUGCAGACAGCAUUAGAAGGGAAUGCCAUAUUGUGGAAAUUGAAGAACUUGAGAUGGUAUCUGCUGAAGAAUCAAGGAACUCUGACCAAUCUGAAGACAGUAGUAAUACUGGCUCUUUUACAUUCCCUGUGUUAGGUUGGGAAAGGAUUGGAAGCCCUGAAAGAAUGCCAAAGUCAGAAGGUUUGCACCUAAAGAAGCAGAGGGGCCUAUGUGAUAGAUUUCAGUGUUGUAGAUUCUGA
Molecule: messenger RNA, 813 nt
Organism: Gastrolobium bilobum
Lineage: Eukaryota; Viridiplantae; Streptophyta; Magnoliopsida; Fabales; Fabaceae
Product: protein BREAKING OF ASYMMETRY IN THE STOMATAL LINEAGE
Exons: 5
Coding region: 1-813 (270 amino acids)
Biological process (GO): regulation of asymmetric cell division
Source: RefSeq, a predicted model, not a curated record